This is a messenger RNA of Xyrichtys novacula (pearly razorfish), 12670 nucleotides long. Lineage: Eukaryota; Metazoa; Chordata; Actinopteri; Labriformes; Labridae. The record is from the annotation of a GenBank genome assembly.
GCAUGUCCGCAGCGGGGGCGUCACGUUGGACAGCUUCGUCCAAUCACCAUCAACUUUUCUAACACAGAUUUGUAAGAUGGCGACCGCCGAACCGGUGAGCACUUUCUCUAAAGAACAUAUCAAAACAAUUGAGAGGCUGUUAUUGGUGAAUAUAAGACUAGUUCACAUUGGAAGUUUCAGUAUAACUUUUAUUAAGUCUCCAUGAAAGGAAAUUGACUGUUGUUUCAGCCACACGUGCUGUCUUGAGUAGUUUCAACUUUGCCUGCUGUGCCACGACCCAGGCGUCAAAAGGGAACGCUCGUGAGUGUUCCCAACUUUAAGGCUGACGUUAUGGCUCACCGACGUGCCAUUCACCUCUGUGAUGAGAACCACCACCAACUUCCCGGACGAAAUUCAUUAAUGGGUCGUAGUUAAUUGCAGGGGUUGUAAACACGCAAGACAUAUUUAUUUGUAAUGAACUACCAGUAAAUUUAACGCUUAAUUAAUAGUCGAAUAAUGAAAUAAUCGCGUUGGAUUUCCAGUUCCGUCCCCACCGACCUUCACAGAAACUAGUACUCAAGACGUUAAUGUUUAAGUAAAUUCAGCCGAAUCAAGAUGGCGAGAAAGCUGAAGGGUCUGCUUUUCUAAAUGUUUUUACCAGUGAACAGCUGGGUGCAGUUUGUCUAAUCUGAGUGAGAGCGCACGUCUUCUGUUUAAGGUUAUGUCAGAAAAUUAACUUGAGAACUCGAAGCAGGAUUACUUCAGUUACUAACAUCCCAGGAACAAACACAACUGUGCUUAACUCCUCAUUUAUAUAGCUGCUGUCAAACAGGAGGCGGUCAUGUUAGCCGAGCUUCACCAAAUGUGUAAAAGUGAAAUGUGUAGCAGAUGUUGGUGGUCGCUUUUCGCUACGUCGAGCAAUAUACAGUCUAUUUUAAGUCUUUGCAAGUUAAGGAAAUUUAGGUAACACUUAACGUGAGCCCACCUCUCCUAAUGCACCAUAAGUAUAUUUGUAAAACUUUAUAAAUGCAUCUUAAAGGCUUUAUUAAACUUUUUAUCAGCCUUAUAAGCAUUCACAAUAUCUUAGAGCAAUGUUUCUUAAGCGUUAACAGCAGUGUGUGUCAUGUCUUAUAAGUGUAUGGUUUAUAAUGCUAGAGAAAAAACAAUCAUUAAAAAUGUAUUUUUGUUGUGGAGUACUUCUCUCUGGAACUUGACUUAGAAAAUACUCCUUUGUAUUAAGGUAUGUUACAUUAAAAACCAUAAUUUCACGAGGUAUUAUGCUCACUGUUAUAACACCUCAUAAACGUUGCUAUAAGAUGUUAUUAAUGCUUAUUAUAAGGGUUGUUCUUAAGCUGUAUAAAUGCAUUUGAAAUGCAUUAUAAAUGUGUAUCUGUGUGAUGGACGGUCAGUUCAUAAAAAGUGUUUGCUUGAGAAUAGGUUGCUGUAUUUUUUGCACUGUCAUAUGUUUCUUUACUUUGGUUUGUCAUGACACCAACUAUAAGUUUUAAUGGCUGACUGGUGUAUUAUGAGUCCACAACUUCGGAGUCAUUAUUCAGGAUAUCCCUGUCGCUGUUGUUUAUAAUGAUUACAGAAUAAUCCUUAUCACUUAAAAUUAAUCUGGGAAAGGAAUUCUACUGUCUCCUCAAUGUAUUUCACCUCAAAUGAUUUCUUUUAGGAAAGCAACCCAAGUCCAACCCAGACUGAUGAAGAUGGAGCAGAGGAAUCUGGGCAGGAAAUUGUAAACCCUGAGGCAUACAUCAAACACCCCCUCCAGAACAGGUGGGACUCUGAAAAAAACUUUUUUGACACCUGUUUCAGGGGUCAGUUUAAGGAUAAGAGAAUGACAUGUUUAGUUUAGGUAUGGUUUAGUGCUAUUUUACCUUCACAUAAAUGUUUCUAGUUGGCAAAAGUUUUAGUUAUAUUAAAACACAAAAUUAUUUAACCAUUUUUUUUGUAAAAAAAAACUUUAAUGUAUAAGUUAAGCCCCACAGGAAAUACAGGUUUAUGCUGUUAUUGCCUUCUAUGGUGUGAAUAUUUGCUGAUUUUUCAAUUUUUUUUACAACAUAUACACUAACUAUUAAAGUGAUUAAAGCGAUUCUUUUGACAGAACAUUUGAAGAAGUGACCCUUAAAAAAGAAAAGAGUGUGCAUUUAAAAUAAAAAGCUUUUGAUUUUUCAUGAACAAUGAAUGAAAUAGUCUGUUGCCAUAACUAUUUGCCAUUCUCAUGUAAGUUGUGUUCAGGUUAAAACCAAGCUUUGCAUUUAUUUGAUCUACUUGUAAUUAGACUUCUAGUUUUCUGGUUUGACAGUUUUAUCUCAAGCACUCUGGAUGACAGUUGUUAUGCUACUGAAAUGAAAAUGUCAUGUUUUCCUGUUGUUGUCAAUAUUAACUUGUCACUCAGUUGUUAGAUCAGUAAGCAUGGUUCAAAAAUUCUAUGACCCUACUUCCAAAUAUCUGAAUGAUGGCACAAAACAAAACAAAAACCAUGUCAUGCUUUGCUUAAAUCCAGAAAACAAAGUAGUCAAAUUGUUUGAGCAUUGUAUAAGGUAAAAUCAUGCAAAAGAAAAGGCUAUGAGAAGUACAAAAUAUACUUCACUCCAGGUAUCAACACGUUUGCUAUAUAUUUGAGAAAAAAAAUCAUGCUUGAGUAGAAAGACAACUUAAAUAGGGUUGAAAAUAUCUGCAAAUGAUUUUCGAAAGGUUGAGUGUACACUGAUAAUUUCUUAAAUUACCAGUGUCUUUUAUCCACUUUAACAGUGAUUGAAAGUGUAGCAUAAAAAUGUGAUAAUUCAUAUUUCUGUUUCCAGAGAUGAUGACUUAUUGGUAUGUAGUGUCACUUGUGGUUCGGAUCUUUUCUGUUUGUUUUCACUUUCUUCAAGUAUUACAGUGGAUUUUCUCUCACCGUCCAAACAAAGACAGUCUGAUGGACUGCAGGUUUUAUAUCCCCACAGUAUUAUUGUGAUUGUGUUUGAUGGGUCGUUGACAUGUCCAGUGUGUUUCAGUAUUUUCUUUCAGUCCAUAGUCAGGUGCGGUUUCGGAUUCCUACUGUACUGAAUGCAAAUGUGCAACAAUUGAAUAUUUUCUGUGUAUUUAAAUCCCACCAAGAUGUUUUUCUUCACAAGGAUCAGACAUCAAAUCCAAUCAAAAUGCUAAAAUGCCUAGGCAAUAGUUAGACCUAUACCACUAUAAUGUAAUUUCAAAGUUUAAUUGGUGGGUUUGCAGCACAGAUUAAAGUUGAUGUUUGCAGAAACUAAUAUUAAAGUAGUUACUGUAAUAAUAAUAAAAAAAAUUACAAAAGCUUCAAAUUUUCACUUGUCUGGAACAAUGAGUUUGAUACUUAAAUGAAGAAGUUUUCAUGUUAAUAGUCAUUUAGUUGUAAAUCGAGUUAUUUAGUCUACAGCCACUUUUUUACAAGAUCCGCCUGCUAUUAUACGGUAUAAUCCGGUGCAUAAGCAUUUAUGAGAAGGCAAAUAAACACUUUGAGGUCAAUCUAUGGCUGGUUUAAACCAAAAACAACAAUAAAGGAAACUGUUGUUCAGCUUGGCAGAGAACACCAAUGUACAAGCCGACUUAUUUCAUCAGGUUAUUAUUAAAUCUACACUAGCUAGUUUAAGAAAAUAAGGCACAUCGCCCUUUUCAACAGUCAGUCAGCCUGCUGGUAGGGUCAUUUGCUGACUGUCAGCAAGCCAAAAGCAAUUACUAUCCCCACAAGUCUAUGCAUGUUAUAAAGAGGGGUUUUACAGAGAGUGUUACUUUGUGCUGUUACUUUGCUGAAAUUGUUCUUUUUUUACCUAUUUCUUUGGGCUCUUUUCUUUUUUGUCUUUUUUUUCUUUUUUUGUCUGUCUAAAAAUGCAGUUGUAGCAAGUAACUCACUUUCCUCAUUAAUAUUUAAAGACAUUGUAAUCAGCCACAGAGAAGCCUAGAAAGGAGGCAGUUCAAAAAAAAAAGAGACAGACUGUACUGUCUACUUGCACUGGUGCAAUCUGAUCUUAAACCAUUUCAUCUUCAAUCUUUAGUCUGAAUUUGACAGCUAUUGAUUGAAUGGAUCUUAAAAAUAUAUGCUGAAAUGUUAUAGCCUUGAAUUUGCCAGUUUGAUAGAACACCAAUACAGCUGUAAUUCCAAAAAAGUUAAGACUCUGUGUAAAAUGUUAAUACAAACAGAUUUGAUUGCUUAAAAAUCAUUUUAAGACUGUAUUUGAUGUAUGAUUGUGCAUUUCAUAACACUUUGGACCGGAAAUGUCUACCAUUGUGUUGCACAUAUAUACUUUUUCAUUGUAUUGUUGGCCGUGUUUCAAUUUUUUAAAUCACCGUUUUCCACCGUGUUUUGAAUUAUUUUGAAUUGGGGUUGAAUAUUCACACAAGUAAAAAGGAAUGACAUACAAAUGUGGACUGAACUGUGAUGAGCUAUGAUAGAGUUGGCAGAGACCUUUAUUUCUACACCUAUUGUAUGGAGCUUGAGAUAGUUGAUGAGUUUUGAGAUAUUUCAUUUUAAAAAAGACACCAUUUCACAAUAGAGUCGUUUCUGAUUCAGAACCAAGAUAUAUCCAUACUUCACUCUUUUCCAAAGCUCAAUGGCGUUUGAGUACCUUGGUUUACCUUGUGUACCUUUUAUCAUGAACUUAUUACACUUACGUAAAUAUCUUUUUUUUUUUUUUUUUACCCAACAGGUGGUCCCUGUGGUUCUUCAAAAAUGAUAAGAGCAAAACAUGGCAGUCCAACCUGCGACUCAUCUCUAAAUUUGACACAGUUGAAGAUUUCUGGGCGUAAGAGCAGUUGAUAUCUCUGAGUGUCAAGUGUUUUUUGUGCAACCAUGAAGCAACUGUCACUAAAUUGUCAUGAUGUUUUUUUUAUUGUAGGGUAGUCACACUGGUGUGUAGCAUGUUAUAUAAAUAAAUAAUAUAUAAAUAAUGCUUUUCCCUCUUCAUUUCAGUCUCUACAACCAUAUCCAGUUAUCAAGUAACCUCAUGUCAGGCUGUGAUUACUCCCUAUUUAAGGUAAAUGUACAUCAUCAUAUCAUUACCCUCAUUCACAGUAGUUGACAUCAUUCAUGCUUAAGUAGAAGUGAAUUAAAAGUAGUUUACUAUUGUACAAUUAUAGUUUCAUAAAGGCAUAUUCUGUCAGUUUUUUACAAGCUCUGCUGUGUGAGUCAGAUUACUAAGGCAAAGCUUGUGUAGAAGAGCAGAUACACAACUUCCAAUAUUCAGCACCUGCUAGGUUCACAUGAGUAUUCAAGCUGCAAACCUUAAAGGCAGAUUUAAGCAUUUACUGCCGUUAUCAUUUCAAAGUUAGAACAGAUACAUUAGCCUUACAAUUGAAUUUCUCUUUGGGGAUCAAUGAAGUUCUUCUUGUCUAAUUUGAUCUCAUCUUAAGGCAAUGUUCAAUCAUGCUGACGACUUACUCAUAAAGAAGAAGUUUUGCUGCUGUAGUUUGUGAUGUGUGUUGACAUUUUGAACUGUUGCUACAGGAUGGCAUUGAACCCAUGUGGGAGGACGAGAGGAACAAGCGUGGUGGCCGCUGGCUGAUCACACUCAACAAGCAGCAGAGGAGAUUAGACCUGGACCGCUUUUGGCUGGAAACUGUAGGUUUGGCCUCUCUGCUGUGUUAACAUUGUCCCCUAGCCUUUUUUUAAUGUUGUUGCACUCACUCUAAAUGUCAGUAAAAUCAUUUGCACGAGUGAAUUACAUGUAAAUUCAAAUAAAAAUAUUGUCAUUUAGAACAUUUAUGGAAAAUGGAAAAUGGUCGAAAUACCAAAAAAGGUCCUGUGUUUUCAGACCUCAAAUAUUCCCCCCAAAAUGUUCAUAUUCAUUUUUACAUAACACAUUACUCAUGUUUUAACUUGAGUAUUUGAAUUGUUCAGAAAUCAAUAUUUGGCGGAAUAACACGGAAUCGCAAUCACAGCUUUCACACACGUUCCUUGUGCAGUUUAGCUUUUCGAACAGUUCAGCUUUGUUUGAUGGCUCGUGACCAUCCAACUUUCUCUUGAUCACAUUCCAGAGGUAUUCAAUGGGGUUCAGGUCUGGCCAUAACAAGGUCUUAAUCUGGUAGCCUGGCUGGGCCAUCCUGUUGCAUGAAUCAGUUGACGUUCUUUCCCACCACAGUCUGGACUUCGGCCCAUAGGGAGCGUGUAUUUAUUCCCGAUCAGAAAAUAACCGGGCCAAUCAGAGACCGUGUUUCCACUGUUACCCGGACAACAGGGAAUGGCAGCCCCUGAUUGGUCCAUGUGUAGAUGGUGACGUCUAACACAUGCUGCAGGACUUUUCAAAGCGCCGUUCAUUCAAAACGCCGUUAUUUCUGCAGUUUACUCUGCAAAGUCGGCAGAAAUCGUUUAGAUCCGACGUCUUCUGCGGAUAUAAAUGAUUUCUGUCGACUUUGCAAAGUCAACUGCAGAAUCAACGGCGUUCUGAAUGAACGGGGCUUUGAAAAGUCCCGCAACAUGUGUUAGACAUCACCAUCUACACAUGGACCAAUCAGGGGCUGCCUUUCCCUGUUGUCCAGGUAACAGUGGAAACACAGUCUCUGAUUGGCCCUGUUAUUUUCUGAUCGGGAAUACACGCUCUCUAUGGGCCGAAGUCCAGACUGUGGUGGGAAGGAACGUCAAGUGAUUCAUGCAACAGGAUGGCCCAGCCAGGCUAUUAAUCUGGUUGUCCUUCAUCCACACCUUGAUUGACCUGACUGUGAUGCAUUGUCCUGCUCGAAAAACCACUCCUCAGAGUUGGAGAACAUUUUAAGAGCAGAAGGCAGCAAGUUUUAUUCCAGGUUAACCUUGUAAGUGGUUUGAUUCAUGUGUCCUUCGCAAAGACGAAUCUGCUCAACCACAGUCUUGCUGAAACAUCCCCAGAUCAUCACUGAUUCUCCCGCAAUUUCACAGUGGUUGCAAGACAAUGUGGCUUGAAGGCCUCUCCAGGUCUCUGUCUAACCACCAGUGACAAGGUGUUGUACAAAGCUGGAAAUUAUAGUCAUCAGAGAAGAUGACUUUACUCUAGUCUUUUUCAGUCCCAUCCUUAUGGUCUUUUGCAAACUUCAGCCUGGCUCUUCUUUGCCUCUCUUAAUAAAAGGGCUUUUUUCCUCGCUUUACACGACUUAAGCCCUGCCUCAAGGAACCUGUUUCAAAACUGUUCUUGCUGUGCACUUCACCGCUGCCAUUUACUGCUAUUUUUGUAGGUCACUUGAAGUGAUCCUACGGUUCCUGAGUGACAUUCGGAUGAGGUGGCAAUAAUCCCGGUCAGUGGAGAGUUGUUUUCAGCUCUGCCAGAGUGUAGCUUUGUUGUUCCCAAUGUCUGCUGCUUGACCUUGUUCUUAUGAAUUGUUGUCUUAGAGAUGUUAAGGAUGGAAGCAACCCAACGCUCACUGUAUCCCUCUGUCAGUAAAGCUUGAAUUAAACCUGUCUUUUCCUCACACAAAACCUUUUUUUUAAUUUCAUGGUCAACAGUUUGUUUUUAUUCCAGUUACUGUUUGAUGUAUACUAGCACUGUUUUUGCCAUCCAGUUGGUCCUAUUGAAAGAGGAUAGUGAUGACCACAGCAAUGGAUUUUAUACUUUUCCUUCUUAAUUCAGAUUUAGUUCAGGUGAUAACCUCAUCAGUACCUUAUGGACAAUGUGGCUCCGCCUACCACCAUUGUACUUUUUCCAGGAUUUUCUCCACUUCCUGAAACCAGCAUUUGCACAGUAGUGGUCAGCGAGAGCGUCACCACAGUGACUCUCUCGCUGACAGGGAAUGGCAGCCCCUGAUUGGUCCAUGUAUAGAUGGUGACGUCUAACACAUGCUGCAGGACUUUUCAAAGCGCCGUUCAUUCAAAACGCCGUUAUUUCUGCAGUUGACUCUGCAAAGUCGGCAGAAAUCGUUUAGAUCCGACGUCUUCUGCGGAUAUAAAUGAUUUCUGUCGACUUUGCAAAGUCAACUGCAGAAUCAACGGCGUUCUGAAUGAAUGGGGCUUUGAAAAGUCCCGCACCAUGUGUUAGACAUCACCAUCUACACAUGGACCAAUCAGGGGCUGCCUUUCCCUGUUGUCCAGGUAACAGUGGAAACACAGUCUCUGAUUGGCCCUGUUAUUUUCUGAUCGGGAAUACACGCUCUCUAUGGGCCGAAGUCCAGACUGUGGUGGGAAGGAACGUCAAGUGAUUCAUGCAACAGGAUGGCCCAGCCAGGCUAUUAAUCUGGUUGUCCUUCAUCCACACCUUGAUUGACCUGACUGUCAGGAAGAGGAUUUUCUCCACUUCCUGAAAUCAGCAUUUGCACAGCAGUGGUCAGCGAGAGAGUCACUGUGGUGACGCUCUGCUCAAACAGCAUAUUGCUGGAUGAUCUAUGCAAUCUUCUUAUCCCCAUAUGCGAUAUCGCGCCUCAAUCAUAGAAAACGUGAACCCCUAAUAAUCUGUGACAAUUGUUUGUAACUUUUGAGACUCCUGAUGACAUCUCUACUAAGGCUUGAAUUUGUUCGGAAGAAUUACAGUGAUUUUGUGUUCUCAAAAAAAUACCUUAAACCACAAUUAAAUUUUUGUUAUAAAUUUUUGUUGUUGAUUAUGAUUUUUUUUUUCAUUUUUCUUUGUCCCUUCACCAGCUUCUGUGCUUAGUUGGAGAGGCAUUUGAUGACUACAGUGAUGAUGUAUGCGGAGCUGUGGUCAACAUCCGCACAAAAGGAGAUAAAAUAGCCGUAUGGACAUCGGACUUUGAGAACUGGGAGGCUGUGACACACAUAGGGUGAGACAGAUUCCUCCUCUCUAUGUAGAUGUUUUAAUUCUUUAGUAUAUGUUGUAUUGUGAACCUUCUGACACUGAUUUUAUCCUGUCAACAGGCGAGUUUACAAAGAGCGCUUGGGGCUUCCCACGAAGAUGACUAUUGGCUAUCAAUCUCACACAGACACGGCUACCAAGAGUGGUUCAACCACCAAGAACAAAUUUGUUAUUUGAGAUCUACCUUAUGUGCCUUUUUAAUUUUUCUUGUCUUAUUUGUCAUUGGUGCAAAUGUUUACUUUAAUGCAAAGACUCAGCAGAAUGCAAUCUGGAAAUUACAACCACAGGCUACAUGUCAAAUGUUUUCCAUAACCUCCCCAGGACUUGAAACACAGAAAAGAAUCAUGGAAAACAGAUGACCAAUGAAUCCUUCAAAACACUAGCAAUAAGAAGUAUUAAUUGUGGAUGACACUUAGAAAAAUGCACACUCUACAAAAGAAAUUUGUGUUGAUUUACUUUUAAAUCAGAGAAUGCUGUAUGCAAAAAAAUGAAUAUUUCCCUCUUGUGUUCUUCAGCAACGUUCUUUUGCUGUAAUCUUUGAUAACAUUUAACCCUUUUAAUUUAUUAUAAAUUUUUUCCUGCAUACAAUUAGAUUGUUAGGCUUUUGUUUUAUGUUUUUUUUUGCCUUGAACUGUUGCAUGUAAUCAACUUUUUAAAGUAUUUCAUGGCUUAUAUUCAUUUGAGUGUUAAUAUAAUUGAAACAUUGGUUUUGCAAUUAUAAAUAGUCAAACUGUAAAUAUCCAUUAGUUUUUCAAUCUGUGGUUGGCACAUUUGUUUUAAAUGUUUUUUACAAUGUGGAUGCACUGUGGGAUACAGCCUUUAUUAGCUACAGAGGCUGUAAUACACCAUCCUGUUGUUUUCUCUUGGUGAUAGACAUAAUGGCGACACAAUCACUGAAAACAAAAAAUAUUUCCUGGGGAAUUCAUCAUUUGUAGGUGUAGAUCCGAAAUUGAAACCCACCCACACCAAAAUCCUCAGAUCCAUAAAGAUCACAUUAUAAUAAGAAAGGAAAAGGUUACUUUUGCCAACAUGGCUCCCAUCUCUGCCUAAAUGUCACUUCAACAUGACUAGCAUCACGAUUUUCUCUGUUAUUGACAUUCUCUAUGCCAGCUGGCAAAGCAGACACAUUUAGAUCCCAUUUGAUCUGAUGAAGCAUUAAGUGACUGUAGGAGCCUCAUCAAGUCACCUUUUUCAUCAGUCAUGUAACAUGCUUUGCAACUACGACACUCUGAUAUAAACAUAUUUAUCAUUUACUCUUAAAGCAGACAGCACAUGGUACCUUGCAAUAAUAGACGACCAACAAAAUUAAAGCAACAUAAAAUCGAAAAAGAUAUAAACAAAGUUUGGGUAGGGAGUUUUAAACAUACCUGCCACAUUAAACAUUAUUUUUAAUUUGUAUGGCAUUCAAUCCACAAGAAUGGUCUCACAAAACAGCUAUCAUUUAUGCAUAGGAGCUGUAACUGAUAGGAAUACCAAGGUAAGGAUGCACUUGUUCUAUCGAGACAAUACAGCUGCACAAGGCCAAUAACAAAUGUGUGUAAAACUUAAAAAAUAUGUGAUUUAUUAAUUAUUAGAAAAUACUAAUAAUGGUUUGAAUUCACAGAAUUGAUAUUUUACAUUUUCCUAAAUAAUUUUAAUAUCAAAAUUCAGUGACUUCAAAUAAUUUGUUUGUUGCCUGAUACUUGCAGAAUUAUACAUUUAAAUUAAAAAUAUUAAACAUCAAGGUCAUUUGUUAAGUAAGUGUUGCUAAAAAAGCACAUUUACUGUACACUGAACUACAAUUCUAUAUACAGCUGAAUUAAAUGGAACUUUUCUGUUGCAGAAAAAUUUGGACUUAGCUUUAUCUUAAACCUGUACACUGAAGAUUUUGGAGAAUUCUCUCGUCUCAUAACAAGGCAUGAUAAUAAUAAUAAUACACUUUAUUUAUUAACCGUUUUUCAUCAGAGAUACUGUACAAUGCAAGAAGAAAACAAUGCAGUUACUUAUGUAUGAACAUUUACAGACAAAAAAUCACAGGCAGACAAACACAUCAACACAACCACAUAUAAAAAGCCUGUUUCAAAAGAUGAAUUCGCCGGAGUGUUUUGAAUGUGGCCAAGUCUGUACAGCAUGAGAUGUAUAACUGCAAACAGUGACAGGCAUAUCUUUUGCAGCAACCCUGUACAUGCUUUUCCACAUCGUUUAUCUAAAUGAAACUUGUCAUUACAAAUCUUAGAUAAAAAGAUCAUUUAGGUCCUUUGUGAGUAAUUGUGAUUGGGUAGUAUCAAAGUCAAAUGUCUCAUUCUCAUGACCACUGACAGUCAUUUUAUGAAAUGGGGCAACAAACUAACCUUGGCUGCAAUGAAUCCAAUCACUGUUAAAUUGAAUCAGGCACAGUUUCUCAGUCUCCAGUUGGCACAAGACCCUGCAAAACCUCCUUGUUUUUCCAUCAGAGUCCCUUACCAUAAUGCCAAAGUCUCUGAUGUGAGACUUCAGGUCAAAUCAAUUGGACUGAAGGACAUAAUUCAACAGGGGAAAUAUAACAUGAAGAGCCAAAUCAGGAUGGACUUGCCAAGGAAAAAAUAUUGCUAGAGAAAUCUGUUUCCAUGCUAUAGAAGCCUGGAUAAGGUAGCAAAGCACAAAGCUCUGAAUAUAAAGUUUUAUUUCUGUGAUGUUUCUUUCAAGCAGACUUGUUUUAGGGCUGCAGUGGGUAUUUCUAUUGAUGCUGUCCCCCAAGGCAGUUUUUAAUGGGUAAUAAUUCUAUUGCUGUCCAUCACUUUACACUGGAGGAAGCUGCAUCCCUCUUUAGCUGAAAACUGGUGUUUGUAAGGCCAGUAGGCAGUACAGCAAUAGAUUUGUUUACAGCCCUAAGUCUGCCUCCUGUAGGCUUUCAUCUUAAAAGACAGUAAUUUAGAGGCUCAGGGCUAUGUGGAUUACACUGAGGUCUUGUCUGUCUAACUGUCUGGGUUUUUAUAUCCGGGGCUGAAAUGGUGGCAGCUCACAAAUCAGAAGGAACGAAAUUAACUUUGACAAAAACACUUUCGGAAAAAUGUAUUGUUUGUGUGCUGAGGUGAAAAGGGAAUUUCAGACAAUCAAGAAAAAAACAUCAUAUAGGGACCCUUUUUUGGUGUCAUGAAUGCCAGUGUUGUGAGAGGAUAGUCAUGUCUUAUAACAGCUUAUACUGGCAAUGAGAUCACACACUUUACUUCAAAGAAAUGUAUAUUGCAUAUUGAGUAUGCUGCCAGUAGCUAUAAUUAGGACAUUACAGCGUGUGAUACCAGUACAGCUGGAGGAUCUAAGAUAGGCCAUUUGUGAGGCUCAAUCCUUGAUCAGCUCGCCACUGUGUAGAUGGCCAAUCAAUUUCCCCUGGGUCCAAUCUGGCACCCCUUUUUCUCUUUCAAUAGUAUCAAAAUCAAUGGUUGGAUUUGUUAACUCAGAUUACAUGAAUGAAGACGGUGAUCAGAGAGGCAGCUGACCCACUUUGUGGUCUUGUAAUUGAGAAGUCUUGGAUUAUGUUUAAAACUAAACAUACUGUAAACAGAGAAGGACCCAUGAGACACUAUCACUGCAGAGCGUGAGGCUGAUAUUAUACACAAUGCAGUUUUCAGUAUUGAUGAAAGCUCACCUUUCUGACUGAGUGUGGACUUAAAAUGAAACACUAAACCUCUGCAACUGACAGAUUCAACUAAGGAAACACAGCUUAUGUUGGCUUUAUAUCGCUGGCUUGAUGUUAACAUUUGACUGACCAACUUUAAGGCCCCUAACUUUCAUCCCUCUGUCAGUCUGAUCCUUUGGACCUAAUGAGUCAUUUAUAUACGUUUUGAACACAGCUUUCUGUUUUUACAGCCUAUCCAAGCAGUUGAAAGACUAUGCAUUUCAGGAAUGUCGCUAAAUGAAUUAAAAAGGUGUUGGUUUGAUGCUUAAAGUUAGUUGAUAUAACCCCACCACACACAUUAAAAUGUUUCAGCAUUUUCUAAUGAAGUUUA